Messenger RNA from Gigantopelta aegis, 2929 nucleotides. Its product is annotated as leucine-rich repeat-containing protein 74B-like. The record is from RefSeq and is a predicted model, not a curated record. Gene Ontology annotation, molecular function: protein binding. Lineage: Eukaryota; Metazoa; Mollusca; Gastropoda; Neomphalida; Peltospiridae. The coding region runs from base 1 to 1743 and encodes 580 amino acids. The transcript is spliced from 11 exons.
AUGGACGUUGCCAUCCAGACUGUCCGCUUUUCAGACACUGAAGACGCAAAAAUACCUACGGUGUCGACACUUCCUCUCAGACCAAAUCUGAAGAAACUUGUUUUCAAAAACCCAGAAAAAGAGUCAAAACAUUCAAUUGUUGAAGAAUCUCCGGUGUCGUUUGCGAGUUCUGUAACACCAGAUCAUGAACUUCUACAGACUGCUCGCUUCACCACUGGGGGGAGGUUAUCCUCUUCCUGGACGGAGGGUGCGCAGUGCACGGACGAGACACUCAUAACGCAAAUACCAGAAUCACUGUUUCUGAACGACCAGGCUGAUGACGACAUCGACGGCGAUAUCAUACAAAUUAACAACCGAGCUGUUAGGAGAAACAAGGCCGUGUCCUUGUCACCUGUUGUGUCCUCGGAUGAUGACGAUUACGAGACUGACCUUGAAUUUGACGAAGAGUUGUGGCUGAAUCCCGACAGGUGCUAUCAUGACACGACUGGUAAGACCGGGUACCUCAAGGCAUGUAGUGACCUGGGCAUCAACCCCAUUUCCUACUUUCUCAAACACAUACAAGACACAGAGCUCACCAUGAAGUUCCAUGGUUUGGGACUCGAAGGAACUAAAGCUCUUUCAGUUCCACUCGAGACAAACACAGUGAUUGAAAAACUAAAUCUGGAAGGCAAUGGGAUCAACCCGGCCGGUGGCGUCUUUCUUUCAAGAAUACUUAAGGAAAACCUGUAUAUAACAGAUCUGAUUUUGUCUGAAAACAACCUAGGUUCAGUUGGUGCUAUAGCAGUUUGUGAUCUCCUUAUAUCCAAUCGCAAUCUUUAUAGAGUUGAUCUUCGAGGAAAUGGAAUAGAUGAUUCUGCAGCAGAAAUGAUCUGUAAAGUGUUAAUGACUAACACCACUCUGAAGCACCUGGGUCUGGCACACAACAGACUGGAAGAAUAUGGCGUGAAGUAUUUCCGAGAUGCCAUAAUUGAAAAUGAGUCGCUCGAGACACUAGAUUUGAGCUGGAAUCAUAUCAACACAAAAGGAGCAAUAUACCUAGCAGAAGGUCUACAGGAAAAUGUGCGUAUGAAAAACUUUGGCAUGGCCAUGGCUGGAGUUGGAGUAUCUGGUGCUGUAGCCAUAGGCAAGGCAAUUAAAUUAAACAGAACACUUCAAGAGCUUGAUAUAAGUUUUUGUCGAAUUCCUGUAGACGGUGAGCCAUACAUCAGUUCUGGGUUAGCAGAAAAUGAUGUUCUUCGAGUCUUAAAGAUUGGGUUUAAUCCACUUGAUGCUAAUGCAGCCAUGAAGUUGUUGGAAGCCUUGGACAAGAAUGAGAGCAGUGACAUGACCUGUAUUGACAUCUCGAAUGUUAUUGUAAAAGAAGAUUUUAUAAAACUUCAAAAGAAACUCCAAGAGACACGUGGCAUCAGAGUGAUAUCGGAGGGUAUGGUAAUAGGACCUCUUAAACAAAGGAAAUCUUUUGAAGAAAUGGUUUUAUUUCGCCAAGAUCCUGUUGGACAAUUAAAAAAAUAUAUUGAAGAAUCUGGCCAAGAUUUCAUGGACAUCUUUGCUCACAGAAACUCAAAGUGUGUUACAAAACAAGAGUUUAGAGAUGUUAUGAAGGAAAGCAAUAUCGACAUCACAGAGGACCAGAUAGAUAUUCUUAUGUCGAAACUCAGUUUGUUUGGAAGACUGGAUAUUGGAUAUCUGACUGAACAGCUAAACAAGGACCAGACAACACUUGAUGACUUCUCAGAUACAUGACCGUUGGAAAACCUGACAACUUUUCACCCGAUGCCGUGACAAAUAUUGCAAUCAAAGCUAUUUUUUGUGCAGAUUACAUAUAAUUAAGUGGCAACAAAAUGAAUAGUGCCAAGUCACUAAAACAAAGCAUGCCGACUCUGGAACUCAUAAAGUAUUUACCACAAGGAUUCGCCAAUACCAGAAGAUAUUUUACUUGCCAAUGAAACCAAAAUGCUAUAUAACUUUAUAUAAAGUGGCAGCAUGAAGUGGGAUCAGCCACAAAUCAAUUUUAAAAUACCUGAUAUCAGUAUAGUUUAAUCCCGUUGGCUCAAACCCUGUCAGUGCUCGAGAAAGUGUUCGACCCAUCGGAUAGUUUGAUCCAACCAUUCAGUCAACAUUGUGUAAGUGUAACUCAGGACUUCAUUUUUGGUUUGAGCGUUGUGGUGUGUUCGAUCCUUUCUGAGUUCAACGCAACGAGAUUCUACUGUAAUUAGAUUUUGGCAAUAAAUUCUCCGAAAAUGUAAAAUAUUUUUUUUUUAAAUACCCAAGAUGUUCUUUGUUAAUGCCUGUUCUCUGUGUGUGUAGUAACAGCUCUCCUAGAUGAUUGUGAAUUCACUACAGUAUAUAUCCUAGUAUAGUUUACUAGUGAUAGCAGUGAAACAAAGUGAGCCUGACAAUAUGAUUGUACUUUUAUUUUAUUUGUUAAAAUCAUAAUUCAUGUUGUACCAAAUGCAUAUUACAUUAAAACAUUUUGUCAGGUACACUCGGUUAGUGAACAUUAAAUUAUAGUGUUGGCAGUUGAGAUUCAAAAGACGCAAAGUCAGACACCAACAUUGUUACUAUUCAUUGUAUUCAGAUGUACGUAGCUUUAUUUUUUGACAAAUAAAUUAUUCAUUUAUACUGUUGUAAGAAUUUUCCUUACUACUUUUCUGAUUGGUAUUGCUGAUCAUUGAUGCUGCUACUGCUGUGUUCCAUCAAGGGUAUAGUUUAGUCUUCUACAAGCAUGGACUUUACAUCACCGAUACCCUCUCCCCCAAACCCCACAAAUCUGUACAUUAUUUCUUUGACAUGGAACUUUUACAUUUUAAUUGGUUUGAAAUCAAAUGGACCCCCUGAUGCUAUAAAGAAAGAAAUGUUUUAUUUAACGACGCACUCAACACGUUUUAUUUACAGUUAUAUGGCGUCAGACAUGUGGUUAAGGACCACA